Molecule: messenger RNA, 668 nt
Organism: Danio rerio (zebrafish)
Lineage: Eukaryota; Metazoa; Chordata; Actinopteri; Cypriniformes; Danionidae
Gene: ptrhd1
Product: peptidyl-tRNA hydrolase domain containing 1
Molecular function (GO): peptidyl-tRNA hydrolase activity
Source: RefSeq, marked provisional
UUCCACGUUGAGCAAAAUGGCAACGCCGGGCAGCGGCUCGUCCAGGCGUUUGGUUCAGUAUGUGAUCGUCCGGUCAGACCUGAUCCACAGUUUAUCGUGGCCUUUAGGAGCGGUUAUAACGCAAGCCUGUCACGCGGCCACUGCAGCCAUUCAUUUGCACUACAGUGACCCUGACACUCAGCAGUAUCUGGCGGAGCUGGACAGCAUGCAUAAAGUAGUGCUGCAGGCACCAGACGAGGCCUCUCUGUCCACUCUCUCCAGUACUCUAGAGGAAAAAGACAUCGCACACAAACUGUGGAUGGAGCAGCCUGAGAACAUCCCCACAUGUUUGGCACUGAAACCGUACCCUAAAGAGACUGUGCAGCCCUAUCUGAAAAAAUUCAAGCUUUUCAAAUGAACUCUCAACAUAAAGACUCCUCACAAUGAAAGAAAGAAGGUGCUGGAACAGCUUUAUCAUCACGCCUUUGAUUUUCUACAUCUACAUUGUGUGCUGGUAAUAUCUGCACAAUAGGAUGGACAUUUUGUUUAUGCUGGAAUCAAAAUAAUGAAGUGUUCUGAUGACCCUGACCCACUGGAAGAGGUUUUGAAAGAACAAAUUAAUUAAAUUAAUGAAUGACUAAUUAUGUAAGACUAUAAUAGUAAUUAAAUAAAGUUCCAAGAAAGCUGAA